Messenger RNA from Trypanosoma cruzi, 1114 nucleotides. RefSeq names its product retrotransposon hot spot (RHS) protein, putative. The annotation marks the transcript as partial. NCBI's taxonomy places the organism in Eukaryota, Euglenozoa, Kinetoplastea, Trypanosomatida, Trypanosomatidae. The transcript has a single exon. The record is from RefSeq and is a predicted model, not a curated record.
AUGUCUGGAAGGCCCGAGGAAGGACUUUACGGCAAUGUGGAGAGUCAAUUGUCCAAUGUCUCGCAGGGAGAUCGGAGGAGAGGGAGGUCGGACUUUGAGGGUGACACAGAUCACUCCUCUACGACUCGCAGAAGAUUGGAGGGAAUGCAUCGACCGCAGUGGACCAUGAGCAGCAGAGUGGAGGAUAUUCUGCUGGAGGGAAGCACUAACAGGACCGACAUGAAGCUGAACGAUUUCCUUCGGAGCAACUUGGGUGAGGAGUGGGUUGUGGAAAGAAAUGGGAACGUGACGAUGGAGGCGUUUGUUCAGGAGCCGGAUGCUUACGUACAAGACCAGCAGUUUCUUAGAAGAAUUGUUAACUUAACUGCGUACCAAUUGCUGGAAAUAGAGCUGGAUAAUAGGAAAAUACUAUUGAAGGCUAUUAAUAAGCUUCGUCACGAGGGUGUUGUCUCGCUUGAACAAUGGAGGGACUAUGAAGGAAAGGACACAGUCACUCCUUUUCCAAAGGCAAAAAUAAACGCAGCCCUCACUCAGGUACAGAGAGAAGAGAAGCGUGAGGCAGAGGAAAGGCUAAGGCGUGAGGAAGAAGAAAUGCAAAGACGACUGCAAGAAAUGAAAUAUACCAUUUCCACUACGAUCGAAGAGGUACUGUUUAAAGGAGGAGUCCGCGUCAAGGAAAGGAAGCUGAACGAUUUUCUUCUGGUGAGAUUUGGCGGCAGGGGCGUUGUGGACACAAAGGAUAAUGUCGUGCUGGAGGAGUUUGUAAAGGAACCGGCGAGGUAUAUCCAUGAUGCGGGAGUAUUGAACGAAAUGCAGAUAACCGAUGCUUAUUUGAGGAUUGAGGGGGCUGUAAGGGAUGAAAAGGAUAAGGAGGAAGAUGUACGCAGGCUUAAACAGGCUGGUGUGUCCAAUUUACAAAAAUGGUCCGAAGCUGCUGAGCAGAUAAAAGAAAGUGUUCAUGAGAUCACUAAAAGUUUUUUGGAUGCAGCCGCCGAGGAGGCGAGGAACCCAACGUCGACGGUUGUGUCGAUAAAACUGGAGGGAGUGUACGAGUCUGUGUACAAUGCGAGGUGGCAUCAUGUCAUGGAAGUUCCUGACGACAAUGGAAUGGGGA